Phialemonium atrogriseum is the source of this 1389-nucleotide messenger RNA. Its product is annotated as putative short-chain dehydrogenase. The transcript has a single exon. NCBI's taxonomy places the organism in Eukaryota, Fungi, Ascomycota, Sordariomycetes, Cephalothecales, Cephalothecaceae. The record is from RefSeq and is a predicted model, not a curated record. The coding region runs from base 259 to 1224 and encodes 321 amino acids.
GCGAAGGAUUCGGUGUUAUGCCUCUGGGCGAUAGAUUCGGUGUUAAAGUCGUCUGCGAAGGACUCAAUGAUUACCAAGGCCUCGAGUAGGGUGCAAGGUGGUGACAUCAGCAUUCGAUGCUGCCCACCAAAGUAAGACAGGUCAUGGAGCUCCGAUUUGAUAUAAUAGAGGGCUUCCCUUGCUCCAAAAGAUUUGAAUGACAACCAGACAAUAAUUAAACCACAACGAAACUGAUACGUCACAGCCAGAAGCUACACCAUGUCUCCGUUCAGUUUUCACACCAUCGGCGAGGAGGUCGCAAUCGCAUUAGCGGACCGCGUCAAGGGCCGCACCUUCGUCAUUACGGGAGCCAGCGAGAAGAGUCUCGCCGCUUCGGCAGCCAUUGAGCUCGCGAAGCAGUCUCCGGAGCACAUCGUGUUCGUUGCGCGCAGCAAGGCCAAGAUCGAUCCCGUGACCAGCGAAAUCCAGUCCAUCGCCUCAAGCGUCAAAACGACCUUCGUCCAGUGCGACCUUACAGACCAGGAGUCGAUAAGAAAUGCCGCCGAAGAGAUCAACUCGAAUGGCCACAUCGAGAAGAUCGAUGCCCUCAUCAACAGCGCCGGGAUCAUGAACAUCAAGGACUACACCGUCGACAACAAGGGGAACGAGCUAACCUUCUCGGCCAACCACAUCGGCCACUUCCUCCUCACCAACCUCCUCAUCCCCAAGAUCCUCGCCGCCGGAAAGGGCGCGCGCAUCGUCAACCUGACCUCGCGCGGCCACCGCAUCAGCAACGUGCGCUUCGACGACCCGGACUUCUCGGGCGGCGCCGCGUACGACGGCUGGUCGGCUUACGGGCAGUCCAAGACGGCCAACGUGCUCUUCUCGGUCGAGCUGGACCGGCGCCUGGCGGGCCGCGGGGUCCGGUCCUACGCCGUCCACCCGGGCAGCAUCUGGGGCACCGGCCUGGCGACCCACCUGGACAUGUCCGACUUUGGGGACAUCGACCACGUCGCGCGCCGGAACACGGGGAGGCCGUUCACCCUCGAGGAGAUGAAGACGAUACCGGAGGGGACAUCGGCGAUGCUGGUGGCGGCGCUGGACCCGGACCUGGAGAGUCGGGAUGGGGUCUUUGUUGAGGAUUGUCAACAUGGUGAGCCGUAUGAUUACGCGCUGGAUCCGGAGGGUGCGAGGAGGUUGUGGAAACUGUCCGAGGCGUUGGUUGGGCAGGAGUUUGACCCUUGAUGAUCGAACACUAGAAUUUGAUGGCCUUUGAGUUGGUCGCUGCUGUUAUUAGCCAGAGUUUUUUAUAUCGACACUGGACUGGGCUAGCGAAACUAGAACUUUCUUUAUGAGAGCUAUUGCUGAGCCGGAGUGCAAAUCGCUCAAAUAUGCCGGCUGCGCCAUGCU